Tupaia belangeri chinensis (Chinese tree shrew) is the source of this 1642-nucleotide messenger RNA. RefSeq names its product secretion associated Ras related GTPase 1B (gene SAR1B). The record is from RefSeq and is a predicted model, not a curated record. Lineage: Eukaryota; Metazoa; Chordata; Mammalia; Scandentia; Tupaiidae. Gene Ontology annotation, molecular function: GTP binding; GTPase activity. Gene Ontology annotation, biological process: intracellular protein transport.
CCCGCCGGCCCGGAAGGAGCUGACGCGAGUUGGGGCUUUGGCAGCCAUCGCACUUUGCAGUUCGGUCUCAGGGUGUAGGGCCGAAGCCAAACCGGGGAUUGCGUUCUCUCCAGUCGCAGACCCUAUAAGAUUUGGAUAUGUCCUUCAUAUUUGAUUGGAUUUACAGUGGUUUCAGCAGUGUACUACAGUUUUUAGGAUUAUAUAAGAAAACUGGUAAAUUGGUAUUUCUUGGAUUGGAUAAUGCGGGAAAGACAACAUUGCUACACAUGCUAAAAGAUGACAGACUUGGACAGCAUGUCCCAACACUGCAUCCCACAUCAGAAGAACUGACCAUUGCUGGCAUGACUUUUACAACUUUUGAUCUUGGUGGACAUGUUCAAGCUCGAAGAGUGUGGAAAAACUACCUUCCUGCUAUUAAUGGCAUUGUAUUUUUGGUGGAUUGUGCAGACCAUGAGAGGCUGUUAGAAUCAAAAGAAGAACUUGAUUCACUAAUGACAGAUGAGACGAUUGCUAAUGUGCCUAUACUGAUUCUUGGGAAUAAGAUCGACAGACCUGAAGCCAUCAGUGAAGGGCAGCGUAUCUCUGAAGGAACUGAAUGCCCGACCUUUAGAAGUUUUCAUGUGCAGUGUGCUCAAAAGACAAGGUUAUGGAGAAGGCUUCCGCUGGAUGGCACAGUACAUUGAUUAACACCAGCCCCCAUCAGAGAUUUGAUCACUCAACGUGCAUAACUUGAAUUCAAUAGACUUUUGUUGGUUAUGAAACAGAUUUUUUUUAGAUUAUUAAUAUUAUAUCAACCUAAUUUGAGUGAGAAUUGAAAACUGAUUCAAGUAAGUUUGAGUAUCACGAUGUUAGCUUUCUAAUUCCAUAAAAGAAUUAGUUUUUAUAGUUUAUAAUCUGACAUUACCCCCAGCACCAUUUCUAAAGAGCAACUUUGCAGCAGCACAUUUGAAGCACUUUUUAACAACAUGAAACUAUAAAUAGAAACCAUAUUUAAAAGCUCAUCAUGUUAAAUUUUUUAUGUACUUUUUUGGAACUAGUUUUACAAUUUUAGAAUAUAUGUCCACUAUCUGGAGUGUGUAGUUAAUAAUUAGCUUAUCCAUGAUUGCAUGAUUGCCUCUCAGUUUUCCAAAAUAUUUUUUUUCUUAUGCAAAUGUCAUGCAAUAAAGCAAACUCUAAUGUUUGGCAUCCUUUUUGGGAAAAUGUUUCAUUUGAAUGUGUCUUAUCUAGAGAACAGACUGAACAUCUGAGUAUCUAAUAUUAGAUAUCUGAGGGGAUUAUUGGGAAAAGAGAUUCCUUCAGGGUAUUUAGAAUAAUGUUUAAGCGCCUAGAGGCUGUUGCGUUCACCAUGAGACAGUUGUGCUUGGUUGUACCUGACACCACGGUUAUCUCUGCAUCAAGUGUAGUUUAUCAGUAUUCUACCAUUGGGAGUGCCGAUGGGGUCUGUGGUCCAGUCCCUGUGGAAUUGGCAUCCUGGAGCAAAGCGCAUCUGUGGUUCACAAGGUUGGUCUCAGUUCAGUAGGAGUGUAGACUCCAUCUCAGUUGUCUAAUUUUGAAGUGCUCCAGUCUUAUUGGUACCCAGUUUGGUAAAUCCGUGUCUCUUUUGUAAAAGUGGUGACAGGCACCAGUCUCUAUAUUUAAUGGU